AUGUCGAGCUCGCAUCGCACCGUUGUGCAAGAGGCCAAAAAGUCUAUCACUGCUGCCGUUGAUCGAUUUGCCGCAAAGGUUUGGCGGCUUGGAAAGGGGCACGAGUGGGCGGCAGAGAACGAGGAGCGCGGUUUUGCGGGGUACCAGGACGAGAGGGGUCGACAGGUCGUGGCGAAAGGGGUAAGUGUCCACGCGGCGGGUGGUUGGUGUUCCUGCUGAUGGCGGUAAGCAGAUCAAAUAUCUUCGGCUGCUUUCGUACUGCGUUUCGAGCCAGGUCGCGUGCGAGGCCUGCAUUGCGGCAACGCAGACUUGCUGGCGGCCCAUUCGCAGCACGAUCUCGGAGUACAAACACACUCUAUGCCUCUGUUGCCAUCGCGCGAAACGUCCCUGCGUCACCAAACACAACGGCAAGAUCUUCUCCACGCCAUUCGACAGGAACAUCGGAGACGCGGAGCCAAUCGUUACCAAGUGAGUGGUUUGGUAGGCCAUGGCGAUAGCGUAGCUGACCCCUUAACAGCUCCCGCACGGAGUUUAAUAGAUGGAAGGCUGCCUUUCCCACUGCGGCGGAAACGGACGCUGGCGACUCGUCGCCGGAACUGCAACUAGCGUCCGAACAGCACUACACGCCUCCGCCGGUACCGGAACACCUCCUUGCCUUGAGCGCUACGCCUCGUACGGACCGUGUCACGAAGCGCGUUGCGGACUUGUUGGUCGGGGAAGGCGGGUCGCCGCAGAAACGUGCUGCGAACUUGUUGGUGGAGGACGGCGGGCCGCCGCAGAAACAUGCUCGAGAGGAACCUCAGGAGCCAGACGUGGUAGCGACUGAAGGACCGCCUCCCUCAAGGUUCGUAUGGGACACGUCUCCGGCGGUGGCGCACGGCAGGCGCUCCACCGAGUACCAUAACCUCAACGCUCGCCGUGGACAACGAUCGCAAUUUGUCGACACUGUGGAACACUGCGACAAAUUGGCCAACUCUCUUCUCGCCGUUUUGGCCCGCGGUCACGCUCCUUUGGAGCUGCUCAACGCCCUAAAGACCGCCGAGCGUACCUAUUGAUGCUGUUGUCGGACGACGCUCUUCGCCUCUAUCAGCACGUUGAACUGGAGACCACCGAAUAUGCCGAGCAUUGCCUCAUUCAGGAAGGCACUGCACAAACCGGCCUCAUUAUUGCCGACUGUCAUGUCAGCUACGCCCAGCGCAUCCGCGCAUGGAACCGUAGUAGGGACGCCGGCAUCGACUCGGCGGCUCCUGCGGCUCCACCCGGCGAUGCUCUGCUUCUUGCUCGCGCCCGCGAGCCGAUUACCGUCGGCCGCCGGGGUGAUGCGUUUGUGAUUGGCGCUGGAACGACGAAGCUGAUCUCACUUGGAGAUAGUGACGAAGAAGCUGACGAACUGGAUAGCAGCUUGGCCACCCCUCUGAUCGGUGACAAGGCAAAGGCGACCACUUCGGCGGCGGCGCGCUCGACUGGCAGUGUUUUGGCUGGGCGCACUACUCGAUCGGCAGUCGGAGCAGGCUUGCCAACCGUAGAGGUGGCGAGGCGUGCUGAGGCCAAGAAGAGGACGAGGGGCAAGGGCGGCCGUGGCAAGCGUCAACGCUGA
This is a messenger RNA of Ceraceosorus bombacis, 1597 nucleotides long. The record is from the annotation of a GenBank genome assembly. NCBI's taxonomy places the organism in Eukaryota, Fungi, Basidiomycota, Exobasidiomycetes, Ceraceosorales, Ceraceosoraceae.